GCCAGUGUGAACGCAACUGUUUAAACGCAUCUUUAGCCUAUUAGAGAUUGUAACUUAAUAUAGCGUAGAUAAGAUGAAGGCGACUUUCUCUUGUGUUCUGUGUCUUCUGCUCGUAGCAGCAUGCUGGGCUCAGACAACAUCUCCCAAGGUUACGAAAACUGAAGGACUGUUCCAACAAGCCAUCCUGCACCUCAAAUUACUUAUUUCUAAAGAAAAGGCCAAUGAAAUUUCUCUUCACUCACCAACAAAUGACAUCAAGGAGUGCUGCUCUCAGUCUGCACUUGAGUGCUUCAGGAAACAGCUUCACUCUAACAGCCAUAAGAAUCAACUGAAGAUGAAACUGGCCAGAAAUCUGGGCAAGCCCAGCAUCAUGAACAACUUGAACACCUGCACUGCAGAAGAUAUAAAGAAUGCUGAGUGCAAGUCCUGUGAAGCCUACCCAAAGGUCAGCAGCAAAGAAUUUCUGAAGAAUUUACAGUCACUUCUGCAGAAGGCUUUCAGUCGCCUUUCUUAAAAUACGAGCAUGAUGAUGACUAUGUGAAUGUCUGGACGACACUACCUCAUGAAACCCUGGUGUAAAGCACUCUGGAUCAACUCAUCUAUUUAUUGCCUAUUUAUUUGUUUUUAUUACUUUUUUCAAUUUGUAUUACAGCAGACUGAGAAAUGCCUUAAUAUGUCUAAUUAUUACUGUCAGAUUUCUGAUAUGUUGGCAGUGUGUUCAGCAGUUUUCUUACUGCUGAGUUUGAUUCAGAUUAUAAUGUACAUAAAUACUGCUUUAUAUAGUAUUAGUACCAGUAUUAGACCGAAGACUCAAACAAGACCUGCUGCUGAUAUUUUUGCACUUGCAUGCAAGACAUGCAAGUCCCCAAGACAGCAAAAAAAAAAGGUUUGGUACACACUGUCAACUACAAAGUAUCUUGAGAAACGUAUGUCUCAUAAUGAGACUCUGUGUAUUGCAUAGUUACCCA
This is a messenger RNA of Hemibagrus wyckioides, 968 nucleotides long. It is a transcript of the gene il21, whose product is annotated as interleukin 21. Bases 74 to 514 code for a protein of 146 amino acids. Gene Ontology annotation, biological process: immune response. Gene Ontology annotation, cellular component: extracellular region. The transcript is spliced from 6 exons. The record is from RefSeq and is a predicted model, not a curated record. Lineage: Eukaryota; Metazoa; Chordata; Actinopteri; Siluriformes; Bagridae. Gene Ontology annotation, molecular function: cytokine receptor binding.